AUGGCUGCCACACAAGGUCUCUGCGACCCCGCAUUCAACCGGGUCCGUGAUAUUUUUGAACAAAGACUUGCCUCGGGAGAAGAAGUCGGUGCCUCAAUCUGCGUGAACAUCGACGGAAAGAAUGUCUUCGAUAUCUGGGGCGGUCAUGCAGACGCUGCGAAGACGCGCUCAUGGGAAGAAGACACCCUGGUCGUCGUCUUCUCAUGCAGUAAGGUAGUCGCUGCCCUGGCUGCGAUGAUCCUGAUUGAUCGUGGCCUGCUUGACGUCGAGGAGAAAGUGUCAACGUACUGGCCGGAGUUCGCAGCUAACGGCAAGGAAGACACAAAAGUGUGGCACAUCCUCAGCCACUCCUCUGGUGUGCCCCAUUGGGAGUCGCGGAUCCCCAUGGAGUCCAUUUACGAUACCAAAACAUCCACUGAGAUGCUCGCUGCGCAGGCUCCGUGGUACAAGGCCGGCGAGGCAUCCGCCUACCAGAUGGUUAACCAUGGACAUUUAGUCGGCGAGCUGGUGCGGCGCGUUAGCGGGAAGUCGUUGAAGCAGUUCAUUGCAGAUGAGAUCGCGGGUCCACUGGGCGCGGACUUUGGUCUCGGUGUGGCCGAGAAGGACUGGCCGCGUACGGCCGAUAUCAUUCCCGGUGCGCCCACAGUUUUUCCGCCGCUCAACCCGGAAAGUGUUGCGGGUAAAGCCCUGCCCAACGUCAUUGUCAACGCUGAAGAUGCCCAGACGCCCGAGUUCAGGGGUGCUGGGGUCGGUGCCACGAACGGCUUUUCAAAUGCACGUGCGCUGGCUCGGAUUGGUUCAAUUGUGUCCUUGCAAGGGACGGUCGAUGGGAAGCAGUAUCUUGGGCUUCAGACUAUCGAUCAGAUGCUCCAGGAACGGAUUAGCGGUGUCGAUCAGAUGUUGCUCUUCCACAUUAGAUUCGGCCUUGGAGUUGGCCUACCGGUGCCGGAAUCUGUCACCUUUAUCCCCGAAGGAAAAAUUUGCUUUUGGGGAGGUUGGGGUGGAUCUAUGGUGGUCAUGGAUCUAGAUCGCCGCAUGACUAUUGCUUAUACCAUGAACAAAAUGGGAUCAGAUAUCGUGGGUAAUGACAACGCCAAGGCUUACAUCGAAGCUAUUUAUGAAAUAAUGGCAGACAACAAACCGUCGGUGACCAUCUGA
Messenger RNA from Penicillium hordei, 1158 nucleotides. Its product is annotated as serine hydrolase domain-containing protein. The record is from RefSeq and is a predicted model, not a curated record. Lineage: Eukaryota; Fungi; Ascomycota; Eurotiomycetes; Eurotiales; Aspergillaceae. The transcript has a single exon. Bases 1 to 1158 code for a protein of 385 amino acids.